CCUGAAUGGUCAUUGAGUUUAUUUGUGGAAGACGGGAGACAUAAUGCUCCCCGAUUUGGUGAUGCUGCGAGCGAGUUUGCGGCCGCCUUCCCACGCUGCACCAAAAGGGAAGCUGCCGAAACGGAAGGAGAGAAUGCAAGGAUGAAGGCACCGGUACGCCUUUCGGUCCAUCCCUAGCGUCCAGACAACCAACGCGUGGCCACGGGAGGCUGGCGUGGCCCUCCACAACGGCCGCUUAGCGCCUGACCCUCUCGCUUCCUUCAACGAGCUAGUGGGUCACCUCUUCCUUUCACGACCACCGAAAGAGCAAGUUUACACUCCAUUCAAAGAUGGUCUACAAGACGAACGAUCUCGGAAACCCGCCCGAGGGACACUUCUUUCUCGUCGUACACCUGCAGGGCAAGGACAAGAAGACUGCAGACGAGCUCUUCUCGACGAUCAAGGCCGUCGAAAAGGUGGCCAACAGCGACCGGGAGCCAGACACCUUGACGUACCAGGUCUCGCGCUCCGAGGACGAUGGUGAAACGAUCCUCGUGUACGAGGAAUAUCCGAACAAGGCCGCACUCGACCACCACAAGGCCCAGCCCGAAUUCCAGAAGUUUGCCGCAAGCUUUCAGCCGUUGAUCAAGGACAUCAACGUUCGCUACUACCGCAAGGACUGAGCUGCUCCCUUUGCUUCCUCUUCUUCGUGUAAUUCACAGCUCCUGUGGAAAAGCAUCUGUGUUCCUCCACCUUCUUGGCUCCCCCACCUCCGGGCCCGAAAUUCAUUCUUACGCUCGUGGAACUCAUUC
Acaromyces ingoldii is the source of this 791-nucleotide messenger RNA. RefSeq lists its product as hypothetical. Lineage: Eukaryota; Fungi; Basidiomycota; Exobasidiomycetes; Exobasidiales; Cryptobasidiaceae. The transcript has 4 exons. The record is from RefSeq and is a predicted model, not a curated record. Bases 330 to 662 code for a protein of 110 amino acids.